Molecule: messenger RNA, 2724 nt
Organism: Epinephelus fuscoguttatus (brown-marbled grouper)
Lineage: Eukaryota; Metazoa; Chordata; Actinopteri; Perciformes; Serranidae
Exons: 8
Coding region: 679-2724 (681 amino acids)
Biological process (GO): homotypic cell-cell adhesion
Cellular component (GO): bicellular tight junction; intercalated disc; basolateral plasma membrane
Molecular function (GO): cell adhesion molecule binding
Source: RefSeq, a predicted model, not a curated record
CUGAAUAUUUUGAGACUGAUUUUUUUUUUACACUGAAUUUACAUUGAAAAAAAAUCAGAGGCAAAAAAAAUUUCAGUGCUAGAAAUUUGAUGGUUUUUAAAAUUCAAAGUCUGAUUUUGAUGCUGAAAAAAUUCAAUCUUAGAAAUUCAUAUUCAAACUCAGACGGGCACAGAAAAACUUCCAUACGUUGGCAUGGAGGUGAGGACAUCAGUCUUAAGGUAUAAAUCGAUGUUAAAAAAGGCCAAAUUUUUUUCGUCGCCAACCACAGGUCACCAGCCAAACGCGUCCUGUUACUAGAGUCUCACUCUUGUCAUUUUCUGAAACUUGGCAGCCCUGCAGAUAUCCAACAUUUCAGUAUUUUUGGAUUUUACCUGAUUGCUGGUUGCUGCCACACCUCUGUCCAUGAUUCCUCCUCAACUUUUGCUGUCUUCCUGCCCUUCACACAUGGAGGAUAUGGGUCUGCUCUGAUUGGCUGAAAAGUUAAUGACUGCACUGAUUGGCUGCUCCAGUGUGUCAUGUGGAUUUUCUUCACUUUUCUGAACUGGCCUCAAAGUUUCUGCAUCAUCCUGCAUUGUGUUCUGCUAAAUCUGCACAGGUUUUGAAAGGUUUCAGCUCUUCUCCAGUGAAACCCAGGCAGUGCAACCUGAAUCUGCAGCCGACCUAUCCAAGUACAUCGUUAUGCUUGUGCAUCAACAUUGCUGCCUCCCAGGAUAUUUCACCAAGCUAUGGAUAUUUGCCAUGAUGAUAUUAUUCGCUCUUACCCCAGAACAAGCUUAUUGUCUAAAAAUAACAUCUGACAAUGGUGUCUAUUAUGGAACUAGAGAUAGAAAUGUGUCUCUUAACUGUCAGUUCACCCUUGAUUCUGAGGAUUUGGAAAAUUUGGACAUAGAGUGGAACAUUGUGCCACCAGUCAGGCAGGGAGAUGAAAUACGUAUACUCCGGUAUAGUCAAAGUACCAUUCAUAAUAAUUUAUAUGCCCCUUUAAAGAACAGGAUCUACUUUACAUCUCCUGAGCCCCAAGACGGUGAUGCUUCUCUAAGCAUCACUGACCUUAGGCGUAAAGAUUCUGGAACAUACCAGUGUAAGGUGAGAAACCUAGCAAGAGAACAGAUUAAAUACAUUUUUCUGAUUGUAAUGGAGAGGCCAGACAAGCCGGUAUGUUACAUGGAUGGUGAAGCUGUGUUAGAUACAAAUAUAACGCUCAGAUGCAGAUCCUCACAAGGCACUCCACCGCUUAAAUACAGAUGGAAAAAGCUCAGCGGAAACCGGAUGCUGCCUCCGGAUGCUUUUGUUGAUGCUCGAAGAGGGGACUUAUACUUGGAUCAGAUCACAGAGAGGGACUCUGGAACAUACCGCUGUACCGUCCGGAACCGUGUGGGUAUGGAAGACUGUGAGCUUAUACUCAAAAUCACAUCUCCAUCAACAGUGACUGACGAACAUGGACCUACAGCAGGAACUACAGCUGAAAUUACAGCAGGAGUGGGUAUUGAAGACUGUGAGCCUGUACUCAAUAUCACAUCUCCAUCAACAGUGAUUGACGGACAUGGACCUACAGCAGGAACUACAGCAGGAGCUAUUGUUGCUGUGAUUGUGGUCAUCACUGUAACGCUCACUCCAGUCAUUUACUACCGCCUCAGAAAAAGGCAUGGAAGGUUAAGGAGGAAUCCAUGGGCUCAGAGAAACAUCUGUCAGCCCAUAAGAAUAGAACAGCUCAGGUGUGAGGAAGAAGACAACCUGUAUGAGGUAAUGAAGACUAUCAACCCUGUACUGUCUUCCUCUGCAGAGGACAAUGAGAAGAAUGCAUCUAUUGAGGAGGGUCUGACAGCCUGUGUUGAAGCUAAGGAUUUGGGCUCCUCACAGAUAGAAAAAUCAGAGGACAAUGGAUCCAUGGGAAACAGAGAUCAGGUUGAUGUGAAGGACAGGAAAACUACUCCCGCCAUCACAAAGACUGUUGCCACAUGGCCAGAGGGUGCCUCCCAGCAGCUGCAGGACUGCUUUGAGAGGACCAACUGGGGGGUCUUUGAACACCAGGACCUGGAGGUGUUCACACACAGUGUUCUGUGCGACAUUAAGAACUGCACAGACACUGUCACAGUGGACAAACGCAUCCGUGUCUAUCCCAACCAGAAGCCCCGGAUGACGGCGCUAAAAGAGAGGAACACCGUAUGGAGGGCCGACAACAAAGACCUCUGCAACACAGCCCGAGCCAACCUGAAGAGAGGCAUCAGAGAGGCCAAGGCAGACUUACAGGAGAAAACUACUCCCGCCAUCACAAAGACUGUUGCCACAUGGCCAGAGGGUGCCUCCCAGCAGCUGCAGGACUGCUUUGAGAGGACCAACUGGGGGGUCUUUGAACACCAGGACCUGGAGGUGUUCACACACAGUGUUCUGAAAACUACUCCCGCCAUCACAAAGACUGUUGCCACAUGGCCAGAGGGUGCCUCCCAGCAGCUGCAGGACUGCUUUGAGAGGACCAAAUGGGGGGUCUUUGAACACCAGGACCUGGAGGUGUUCACACACAGUGUUCUGUGCGACAUUAAGAACUGCACAGACACUGUCACAGUGGACAAACGCAUCUGUGUCUAUCCCAACCAGAAGCCCCGGAUGACGGCGCUAAAAGAGAGGAACACCGUAUGGAGGGCCGACAACAAAGACCUCUGCAACACAGCCCGAGCCAACCUGAAGAGAGGCAUCAGAGAGGCCAAGGCAGACUUACAGGAGUAG